AUGACACCAAAAUUUCAAAAAUUUCCUUUUAUGUUUUUUCUUUUAAGUGUUCUAAAUAAACAAGGAUUUUUCGGUCAUGUGACAUUUAUAUUCAAUUCAAAUAUUAAAAUUAGAGAAAUGGACUACAGAAUCAAUAGAGCAUUGUUUAAGAAGGAGUUAUAUGGUCAUCGUGAACAAGAGAAUCUUAGAGAAACCUUUGUUCAAUCAGACUAUGCCAUUCAGACAAUGAUGAAUACCAGUCAUCUGACUGGUCACGAUGAAUGUGUCAAUUCAAUUGCAUUCAGUGAUGAUGGUUCACUUGCUCUCACCGGAAGUGAUGAUGAAACAGUGAGAGUUUGGGAUUUCUAUAAUAGAACAACAAUAGAUAUUCUUUAUGGUCAUAAUACAAAUGUAUUUAGUGUUGCAUUUAUACCUGGAACAGAGAAUGGUAGACAAGUUAUAAGUGGCGGUAACGAUUCGGAUGUCAGAUAUUUCGAUAGGGUUGCAAGAACUUCAACAGUGUUCACUCAUCAUACAAAAAAAGUGUUGAGAGUAUGCGCAUCACCACGCAAUCCCAAUUGUAUAAUGAGUUGUUCAGGCGAUGGAACAGUGAGAAUGUACGACAUCCGACAGAAAUAUGAAAAAUCCUAUACACAUCAAAUACCAAGCGUUGGAAAUCAUGAAAAUGGUGGUGAAUACUCUAUUUUACCUCAGAUGUUUGGUGGUGGUAGAGCAAUAGAUAGAUUCAAUAGAACACAAAAAGAGAGUUUGGUGUUGGAUUUCGAUAAGGAUCAUAGUAGAUCGGCUGCCAAUGGUAGUUCAAGAAACUCUCAUCGGAAAUCAACGAUUUAUUGUGUGGAUUUCCACCCGUUCGAUUCUAAUAUUUUCGCAACGGCGUCUUCUGAUGGUACAGCCAGACUAUUCGAUUUGCGAACUAUAAAGGAUUACUCUGCCAACUCCUACGUAAAUAUCUUUAGAAACAUUCACAAACCAUUCCCAACCAACAAUGAAGCGAUGCAUGCAACAUUCAGUAAGGAUGGCACCGAACUAUUAGUUACAAACAUUUCAGAUAGUAUUUAUUUAUAUGAUAUAAAUAGAAAUUUUGAAAAAGAAUUAAAUUUAGAUUACUUUAAGAAUCAUGCAGCUGAAAAGAAGAAGAAGAAGAAGAAGAAGAGAAGAGCAAACAAUUCAUCAAGUCCAAAGCAAAGAAAAAGAGAGAGAGUUUCUAAUAGUGAUCAAGAGGAAGAGGAAGGUGAUAUAGAUAUUUUAGAUACAGAUCCUAUAGAAGAGGAAACAGUAGAUAGUGAUAAUCAUUCUCAUUCCCAUGCAAGUGGAGGUGAAGAUGAACUACCAGAAGAUCAAGAAGAACGUGAACAGAGUUCAUCUGACGAGCAGCCAACUAAUUUAAUGCAAUAUCAAGAAGCAUUACAAGGUGUUCUACAAGAUUAUUAUCAAGAUAUUCUAGAUGGAUAUAUGGAUGAAAGUGAUGAUGAUGAUGAUGAUGAUGACGAUGAUGACGAUGAUGACGAUGCAUCGGAAGAAGAGGAAGAAGUAGAUGAUGAAGAAGUUGAAAAGAGUGUAUCGGUAGCAGACCAACACGAAAAUGAAUUGGUAAAUACAUUUAAACAGGAAUUCAAUGGACAUAUCGGUGGAAGAACUAUUAAAUCAUGCGAUUUCUAUGGACCAAACUCAGAGUAUGUCAUGUCUGGUAGUGAUGAUCACCGAAUCUAUAUAUGGGAGAAGUCGAGUGGACGACUCGUUAGAAUACUGGAGGCACAUGAGAACAUUGUAAAUAGCUGUAUAGGACAUCCUUCGCUUCCAUGUAUAAUCAGUGCUGGUCUUGAAAACGAUGUUUUUAUCUGGGAAGCGGAAGACGACUAUCCCAACAAGAAAAUAUUGAAACAAAGACAAAAGAAAUUGAAUUUCCUCAUGGACGCUGCAAAUCAAUCAAAGAGAGAUCAAUCAUUAGAUGAAUCUGAAUAUACUUAUAUAGAUGCAUCUGAUUGUACACAACAAUAA
Messenger RNA from Heterostelium album PN500, 1998 nucleotides. RefSeq names its product WD40 repeat domain-containing protein. NCBI's taxonomy places the organism in Eukaryota, Evosea, Eumycetozoa, Acytosteliales, Acytosteliaceae. Gene Ontology annotation, cellular component: Cul4-RING E3 ubiquitin ligase complex; cytoplasm. The coding region runs from base 1 to 1998 and encodes 665 amino acids. Gene Ontology annotation, molecular function: protein binding; DNA-binding transcription factor activity. Gene Ontology annotation, biological process: negative regulation of fatty acid biosynthetic process; regulation of DNA-templated transcription. The record is from RefSeq and is a predicted model, not a curated record. The transcript is spliced from 6 exons.